ACGCAGCGUGCGUGCCUGACAGCGGACGCGGCGCAGUGAGCGGCAGCAGACAGACAGGCAGCGGAGUUGGUACGAACAUCUUCGACUUCACAAACCAAAAACACCUCGACUGCUCUUCAGCUGCUCCGCUACACAGAUAUGCCUCGGACUGGUCGCUGUUUUCGGGGGGAUUUACUUUGGACUUAGCGCCCCGAUCGCCGCGGAGAAGAUGACUAAAUGCGAAGUACCCAGCGCAGGAGAAAGUGUGCCUUGUUUGGAGCUGAACGGGUCGUGUGCCACAACAUAAAACUCGGAGCGCAUCAAGGCCAGCAGCAGCCUGUAGCACUAGUUAGCUGGUCGGCUAACGCUAGCCUGCUAACGUUACAGGUGUUCAGGCAGAAAAUCACCAAACGUAACUUGUAGCUGUAGUUAGCUGGCAACAAGCUGAGCUCCCAUGUCGUGACUUAAAACUGAACUUAAUGUGCCUGUUAUAAGCUUUUUAGCAAACGCCAAGUAGCAAGUAUAACACUUAGCAACAUUGUUAUUAGCCAUUAGCUUUUUAGUCAGACGCUGUCCCGUGUUUACAGCAGCAGCAGGUUAGCAUUACUAGCCACCAAGCUAGCGAGUUAACUUUAUAGCUACAUGUGCUUAUUUUUCUUUUGUAGCUUAUUUUUCGCAGUUUAACCCGACUCAACCCGGGACUCGCGGUGUAGUUUAGCGAUACUCUUCACAUUUGCAAGCCAGCCAGUUUGACUUUUUUUUCCACCGUGCCUGCCCUGGACUGACCCACCCACAAGGACUAUCUAUCCGGGGCCGAUGCUGACAGUUCAGACCGGAUCACGGCAACGCCAGGAGCCGCUACAGCAAUGCAGCCCCAGCAGAUAUACGACUUUUCAAGUGACGAGAACAGUCACAAAUGGAGAGGCCUCUUCGUGCAAGCUCUACGAAAGGUACAGAAGCAGGUCCACCCGAAUCUCACGGCGAAGGAGGACGCCCUGCAGCACAUCGAGGAGCUGAUCCUGCAGCUGCUCAACAUGCUGUGUGUGGCCCAGCCUCGCUCUGUGCAGGAUGUAGAGGAACGCGUCCAGAAAACUUUUCCCCACCCUAUCGACAAGUGGGCGAUCGCCGACGCCCAGUCAGCUAUCGAGAAACGGAAGAGGAGAAACCCCUUACUUCUCCCUGUGGACAAGAUACACCCACUGCUUAAGGAGGUUUUGGGCUACAAAGUGGACUACCAUGUUUCCCUGUACAUCGUGGCAGUGCUUGAAUACAUAUCAGCAGACAUUCUGAAACUGGCGGGAAACUAUGUCGGCAACAUUCGGCACUAUGAAAUCAACCAACAGGACAUCAAGGUGUCCAUGUGCGCAGACAAGGUGUUGAUGGACAUGUUCGACCAGGAGGAAGACAUCGGCCUGAUGUCUCAGUGCACAGAGGAGCCGUCGUCCUCCGGGGAGCUCACGUACGACGACCUGGUGAGGCUUGAAAUCGCAGAGGAGCGGCAGUACCUCCGAGAGCUCGACCUCAUCAUCAAAGUGUUCCGCCAUCACUUCCUGUCCAACCCCAAAAUCUUCACGCCUCAGGACGUGGAGGUGAUAUUCAGUAACAUCCUGGACAUCCACGAGCUGACGGUGAAGCUGCUCGGACUGAUCGAGGACGCAGUGGAGAUGACGGCUGAUGGCAGUCCUCAUCCGCUGGUGGGCAGCUGCUUUGAGGAUCUAGCAGAGGAGCAGGCGUUCGACCCCUACGAGACCCUGUCUCAGGACAUCCUCAGCAGGGAUUUCCACGAGCAUUUCAACAACCUGAUGGCACGAUCGACCGUUGGCCUUUACUUCCAGUCAGUGGCAGAAGGAUUCAAAGAAGCAGUCCAGUAUGUCCUCCCCCAGCUGAUGAUGGUCCCAGUAUACCACUGUAUGCACUACUUUGAGCUAUUACAGCAACUUCAGGAGCGCAGUGAAGACCAAGAUGACAGAGAAUGUCUGAAGCAGGCGAUCACAGCGCUGCUCAACCUUCAGUGUAGCGUGGAGCGCAUCUAUGCCAAACACCAGCCUCGCCGUAAACCUGGUGAGCCCAUGUACCGCCUGUACAGCAGGCAGGUUCGAAGCAAACAACUCGCCAUCAAACGCAUGAACGAGAUCCAGAAAAGCAUCGACGGCUGGGAGGGCAAAGACAUCGGUCAGUGCUGCAGUGAGUUCAUCCUGGAGGGGCCGCUUUUACGAGCGGGCGCCAAGCACGAGAGACACAACUUCCUGUUCGAUGGCCUUAUGAUCAGCUGCAAGGCCAACCAGAGCUCACGGCUCCCGGGGUCGGGCAGCGGGGCGGAGUACCGCCUGAAGGAGAAGUUUGUGCUGAGGAAGAUUCGCAUCGUGGACCGCGAGGACUCGUCAGAGCUGCGGCACGCCUUUGAACUGAUAGGCAAAGAUGAAAAUUGUGCAGUUUUCUGUGCACGGACAGCAGAGGAGAAAGCGGCGUGGAUGGCGGCGCUGGUGACUCUGCAGUACCGCUCCACUUUGGAUCGCAUGUUGGACACGGUGCUGCAGCACGAGGAACAGGCGCAUCCUCUAAGACUGCCCUCCCCGGAGGUUUACCGCUUUGCCGUGCAGGACUCUGAGGAGAAUAUAGUGUUUGAGGACAAAGUGCAGAGCAAAACAGGCAUCCCCAUCAUUAAGGCCGGCACAGUGGGCAAGCUCAUAGAGCGGCUCACCUACCACAUGUAUGCUGAUCCUAACUUUGUCCGCACGUUUCUUACCACAUACCGAUCAUUCUGCAAACCGCAGGAGCUUCUCACCCUGCUGAUAGACAGGAUUGACAUCCCUGAGCCAGAACCCACUGAGGAGGACCGACAGGCUCUCUGGAACGGCGAUCAGCCGAUGGCGGCCGAGCUCCAGAGGUUCAGGAAGGAGUACGUGCAGCCGGUCCAACUCAGGGUUCUCAACGUUUUCCGUCAGUGGGUCGAACAUCAUUUCUACGACUUUGAGAACGAUCCGGAGCUGAGAAGUCGACUGGAGGAAUACAUCACCAGCAAAAUUCAACUGAGAGGCAAGUCAAUGAGAAAGUGGGUCGAGUCCAUCAACAAGAUUAUCAAGAGGAAGCUGCAGACGCAGUCGAACGGCGUCAGUCACAACAUCACCUUCGAGAGCCCGCCUCCUCCCAUCGAGUGGCACAUCUGCAGAGCAGGACAAGUGGACAUGUUUGAGCUCAUGACCCUUCACCCCAUAGAGAUCGCCCGCCAGCUGACGCUGCUCGAGUCGGAGCUCUACAGAGCGGUCCGACCGUCCGAGCUCGUCGGCAGCGUCUGGACCAAAGAGGACAAAGAGAAGAACUCGCCAAACUUGCUCCGUAUGAUCCGUCACACCACAAACCUCACACUGUGGUUCGAGAAGUGUAUUGUAGAGACGAUGAACCUGGAGGAGAGGGUGGCAGUGUUAUCGCGGGUCAUAGAGAUUCUGCAGGUUUUCCAGGAGCUCAACAACUUUAACGGUGUGCUGGAGGUGGUCAGCGCCAUCAACUCUGUCCCAGUCUACAGGCUCGACCACACCUUUGAGGCAAUACCAGAGAGGAAGAAGAAAAUCCUGGAAGAAGCUGUCGAACUGAGCCAAGACCAUUUUAAGAAAUACUUGGCUAAACUCAAGUCAAUAAACCCACCUUGUGUGCCUUUCUUUGGUAUCUAUCUAACCAACAUCUUGAAGACGGAGGAAGGCAACCCGGACUUCCUCAAACGCCACGGCAAGGAGCUGAUCAACUUCAGCAAGAGGAGGAAAGUGGCUGAAAUCACAGGAGAGAUCCAGCAGUAUCAGAACCAGCCGUACUGUCUGAAGGUGGAGCACGACAUCAGGCGGUUCUUUGAGAACCUGAACCCGAUGGGCAACAGAAGUGAGAAGGAGUUUGCUGACUACCUGUUCAAAAUGUCUAUGGAUAUUGAGCCACGGAACUGCAGACAGGCUCCUCGAUUUCCCAGGAAGACCAUGUACAAUCUGAAAUCCCCGGGGAUCCGGCCUGUACGAACGUCUACCUCUGGCACCCUGAAGGGCCACCCCGUCCCCCUGGAGAGGGAGCCCCCACACAAGAUCACCUUCCGGAGCAUCGCCGAGACCGAGCCGGAGAUGCCGGCGUCGGCCUCGGUGCCCACCUCUCCGAACACGCCGACCCCUCCGCAGUCAGCCUCCUCUGACCUCAGCUCAGUCUUCAUGGAGCCCGACCUCAGCAACUCCUACGGCGGAAGUAACCCCAUAUUCGUUUCAGUCAUUCUGCCACCGACAAAGUUCCAGUCUGUGUCUUGCGGGAGCCUCCACCAGCUCGGGGACGAGCAGCUCAAGCCUCCACCUCUGCCACCACGAAGGAAAGAUGCAAUGUCUGAAGCCAAACUGAGCACCAUGUCCGACAGCCCUCCAGCCAUUCCUCCCCGGCAGCCCCCUCCUCCUCCCAGGAACCAGCCUCGCCCGCCGGUCUACAACGGACCCCCCAUGGACGGCCCGCUGCCAAGCCCCCCUCCUCCGCCGCCCCGCGACCCUCUGCCCGACACGCCUCCCCCGGUGCCCCAGCGGCCCCCGGAGAUCUUCAUCAACUACCCGCCCCUGCAGCCUUCCCCCGUGGGCCGAUACCACUGGGACUUCAGCAGCUCCCCCAGCUCCCCCAACACCCCGCCCAGCACGCCGUCGCCACGCGUCCCCAGGCGGAGCUGUCCGCUCAGCGCCAGCCAGAACAGCCUCUGCCCUCUACCUGUUUCCAUCACCGCUCCACCUGUCCCGCCUCGCCACAACUCCAGCCCGCAACUCCCCAAACUCCCACCAAAGACAUACAAAAGGGAGCUGCUGCAGCCGCCGCUACAAGGCCUCUCAUUGGUGGAGAACACCGACAGCAGCCAGUGAGCCUGCUCCGUUCUAUUUUUAAACACCCUGAAAUGCAAACUUCAAACUGUCUCCUGCAAACUACGACACAGUGGACUCAAAGCUACUGAUCAGAAAGAAUAACACUGCUCCACGUACUCUUAACUCCACCCGCCCUCCCUCUGCAUCGACCAGUCACACCCCAGCUGUGCCUCUCAGGGGAUCAGUAGCUCCGCCUUCAUCAUAAAAACCCUCUGUGCCAAUGAGAAACCACCACCGGUGUGCCAGCCAAUAAACAACAAGGAGCUGAGUGUUUGUCUGUCUGUGCUGUACGGAGCGAGAAUGUUUGUUCCUGAUGAAAGUUCUCACCCCUCAAACACUUAACUCACGAUUACCCCACGUCCCGCUCCUCCAUCACCAGGGUGGGGGGGGGGGGGGGGGGGUGGUGAUGGUGGGGGGGGGCCUUGGACUUUGUAGCCUUAACUGUCAUGCUUUGUUUCUUUGGGCAUUGACAUCAUCUGGAGUCCUGCUGCAGCUCACAGAUUUUUACGACCUCUCUCCUCCUCAACGAUCAACGUGGACGUAGCUCUGUCACGGUGGGUGUGAGCAGCGGACAUUUCCAUUGACUUGUGUUUCCUACUAACUGAAAACAAACAGUUGCCAAAGUCUUAUUUUAUGCAGGGGGAUAAGGGAUUUUCUUUUUUCUUUUUUUUAAACAAAUGUGACAUUAAAAGAAACGCAAACAGGAGGCGACACUGAAUCCCCCACCUUGUAUCUCAACUGUACACUGUGACUGUAAAGACGCGAGUCGAACUGUCUGAUUGUUUGUUUGUUUGUUUUUUUGGGGGGGGGGGGUGGUUUUGUCUGAAGACAGGCUUCUCCGCAGCCACAAAACGUUGCCUUUUAAAAAUCCAACAGCGGUGACCUCUGACCCCCGGGCUCCAGUCCUCUCAGCCCCACAUUGGGAGGAAAAAGAAAAAGAGAGAGCCAAGAACACUCCAUUAUUAUUAUUAUUAUUUUUUUUUGUUGCACAUCAAGCUUGGGCAAAGUCAGCAGGUUUGGACGAGACAGAAAAUCCCUCUGCGGUGUGCGACAGAGGGAGAAGUCCGCCACGAUAUCAAACAGCACCGAUCCAGGACGAAGAGAGGGAGGGGGGAAAAAAGGAAAAAGAUUUUCUGUCUCCCACUUCUUCAAAAAAAGCUGAUGUCUUAACUGAUCCCCGUAUUGACGUGCGCUGCUGUCUGACACUGUGCUCUUCUCCUAAAGCCCUCAUGACCAACUUGUUCUUCAUUGGUAUUCAAACUCAGCACUGGAAGCACGCAACCUCCCACCAAAGCUGGGUCAGCGCCCCCCAGUGGCCGCCCCAAAUAACUAUUAUUAAAAGAAAAAAAAACCCAUGGAAAAAGGGGAACUUUUUAACCCAACUUCUUCUUCUUCUUCUUCUUUAUCUCUCCCUCAUUCUUUCUUUUUUUUUUUUCUGCUUGAAACGUUUUUGUUUCACUUUGGAAAAGACUGAAAUAAUCCAUGCAUCAUGCUCAGAUGUGCCUUUUUAUUUUGUUUUCUACUUUACAGAAAUAAGCAAAUGGUGUCUAAAAUGCUAAAAAAUAAAGUUGCCUAUGUAAUGUUUAGAACAAAGCUAUACACUAUGAAAUUGUACAUGUUUGUGGAUACUGUGUAUAUAUAACAUGUAUACACUAACUAAAUAAUUUGUAUAAAGUGACAAGUUUUUUUUUUUUCCCCUGUUGUAUUGUACCCUCAUCCGCAUCUGUUCAGUCGAAUAUUGCCUAAUAAUCCAAUGCUGCUACAGUCGGAUUAAACAUUUUAAAAAAUAAAAUAAAAAAAUAAAAAAUAAAACAGAAAAAAAAAAAAAAACAGGUCACUGUCACUAACUUACUUACAGACAAUCUCCAGUUGAAACACUGGGAGUAUUAACUGAGGAAAGCCAUUUUUUCUUCCCCGCCCCCCCUUAGCUGUUUUAAAGCAAUUUAAAAAAAGAAAAAAUAUACAGUUGAAUAUGCCAAGCACUUACUUAGACGUGUGCUUCACUUUGUACAUCCUACUAAUUGCCUUUUCUCCUUUUCAAAGACUUUUUAAUGCUAACACUCAUUAAACAAGAGGUUGGAAUUGUAUUGAAGUUGCAGGUGAAUAUAUCGAGACGUAUAUUCAGUUUGCAAGUGAAGAAUUGGACUUUUUCUUCUUUCUUUUUUUUUUUUUUGUUUUUUUCUUCUGAGAAACACACUUUGUGCACUUUAGGCUGUACUGUUGACGAGCCGCGGUUGUUAUAGGUCAUGUUUGUAAAUGCAUUGGUCCUAUGCAGCUGUUAAACUCACUUUCUACGCGGAUCAGGGCAGAAAAAAAGAAAAAAAACACGAGUCUUACCAUCUCACUCCGAUUCCCCUCGACGUUUUGUGACAGACGCAUAAAACGCCUGAGGACGUCUGAUCACCACAAGCUGGAUCUCAGCACGUUUUUAAAGAUCACUCGUGCCCCCCUCACUUGCUCUGGGGGGGUAAAAAACAAAAAAACAAACCCUCCUAAUCCAGAGAUGAGAGGGGAGUUCAGGAGGAUUUUUUCUUUCUUUUUUAAGGGACAGCUGAAGUCGCAUCACUUCACUGUCUUCGCUCGUGUUCUGUCCAUUUCCCAAGUUUCCCAAGUCAGUAUUGUUGGGGUUCGUUUUGCCAAGUUUUUGUUUUGUUUGUUGUUGUUGUUUUGUUUUUUUAAAGACCCCUCAGCCCCCAACAGAUUAACAGACUGGUUUUCCUCCGGUGGCACUGUAACAGCUUGAUCCAGCAGUCGGUUUAUUUGAUGGUAUGUGGCCUUUUAACUGCUUUGUAUUAAUGGUCUUGAUGAGAUUAAUAAAUCACCCAGUCUUAUUUUGUACUGAA
Seriola aureovittata is the source of this 7687-nucleotide messenger RNA. It is a transcript of the gene sos2, whose product is annotated as son of sevenless homolog 2 (Drosophila). The record is from RefSeq and is a predicted model, not a curated record. The coding region runs from base 846 to 4844 and encodes 1332 amino acids. Gene Ontology annotation, cellular component: plasma membrane. The transcript has 23 exons. Gene Ontology annotation, molecular function: guanyl-nucleotide exchange factor activity; protein heterodimerization activity. Lineage: Eukaryota; Metazoa; Chordata; Actinopteri; Carangiformes; Carangidae. Gene Ontology annotation, biological process: positive regulation of GTPase activity; Ras protein signal transduction.